Messenger RNA from Trypanosoma theileri, 1383 nucleotides. RefSeq lists its product as uncharacterized. NCBI's taxonomy places the organism in Eukaryota, Euglenozoa, Kinetoplastea, Trypanosomatida, Trypanosomatidae. The record is from RefSeq and is a predicted model, not a curated record. The annotation marks the transcript as partial. The transcript has a single exon.
CAACCGAAAGAACAUCCUUCAGUAGAUACUAUUCCAUUGGAAAGUGAUAAACAACCGAAAGAACAUCCUUCAGUAGAUAAAGUAACGGAUAAAGAUGAUAGUAAACGAAGUGCUACUAUUCUACAACGUUGGCAAGAGUAUAUUCAAGACGGUUGUAUUGAACAUUUUGAUGGGAGUAUAGAUGUUAUUGAAAUUGUACGAUAUCUUGGAACUGGUGGGAGUAGUUUAGUGUAUGAAGGACGAUAUGGAUCACAACAACUUCCUGUUGCCGUGAAGUGUUUUAUUAUUCCAGAUGGGAUGGAAUAUAAAGAUUACGUAAGGGAAUCCCUUACAAAUAUUGCUUUUUUUGUUUUUUUCAAUCAGUUAGAAGAGUGUGGUAUUAUUCGAGGAACAUGUGUGUAUGAUUUUCUUAUUAGCGAUAUACCUCCUAAAGGUAUGCCAGAAAAAGAUGUGCGUUUAUGCACUCGUCAAGAUAAGAAUAAUAAUAAUAUUGCUAAUGGAAAUGAUAACCAUCAUAAUAGUAUUAAACUUUGCUAUCUUGUGACUACCUUAAUGGAUGGUGUUAUUGGAAGAUUUUUAAAAGAAGGUGAGGAGGAUUAUGAUCCUUGUUAUGAUACCCUUAUCAAUUCACCAUUACGUGAUGGGGAAAUAUUUCAAUUCUUAUACACUCAACUUGUACUUCGUGCGUUAUUUGAUUAUACCGUUUUAGAUAUGAUGUUGAAUGGACAAUUGAGAGGUGAUAAUCUCGGGUAUACUUCUCUUAUUCACAACAAUAAUAAUAAUAAUAAUUUAUCCCCAUCUCGUGCGGUAUUACCUACCUAUAAAGGUAUAGUGAUAGUCUAUCAAUUAGAUCAUCAUACAUCUCCGCUUUAUUUACGAUUUCCAGCCGAUAUUUCAGAUUCCACAAAACUUGGACCCCUUCGAUUUAUUUGUUUUAUUGAUCUUGGUCAAGGUAAACAACCACAACUGCAGGAACUCACACAACGUGGUCUUAUUGGGGAAACAAUUGUGGAAUCUUGUAUUCAAGAUGAUGGUCUUGGUCGUUAUUGGCCUUCAGAUCGUAUUUACAGUAAAUAUAUAGAUACCCACGGAACAGUGGCGAAGGCGGCAGUGGAGUGGGGAGCGGGAUUAUGUAUAGAUUCUCCACAGAGUGCAGAGAAAGCUUUACGGGAAUUAUUUGAAUUAUAUGCACCGACGUAUGGAGUAGAGAAUCUAUCAGAAGAGGAAUUGGUGGAUUAUGUUGUCUUAACAUGGACUCCUACAAAUGUAGAGAGACUACAGAGGGAAUAUAUUUACCGUGCGAGUACAGGCUCUGAUGGAGUGUGUGGGUGUGAGGAGGGGUUAACUGUCAAUAGCAAUAGUGACAAGGGUGAAAAUGAAUGA